This is a messenger RNA of Epinephelus moara (kelp grouper), 5526 nucleotides long. It is a transcript of the gene il2rb, whose product is annotated as interleukin 2 receptor, beta. NCBI's taxonomy places the organism in Eukaryota, Metazoa, Chordata, Actinopteri, Perciformes, Serranidae. Gene Ontology annotation, cellular component: external side of plasma membrane. Gene Ontology annotation, molecular function: cytokine receptor activity; protein binding. The record is from RefSeq and is a predicted model, not a curated record. The transcript has 10 exons. Gene Ontology annotation, biological process: cytokine-mediated signaling pathway; immunoglobulin mediated immune response. Bases 275 to 1954 code for a protein of 559 amino acids.
CCCAGUCACAGGCUGUGGUUACAAGUGGAAAAUGUCACUGGGCACUUUAAAGAAGAGAGAGGGGCGAGAAUGAGGAGACAGAGGGAUGAUUGACAGAGAAAGAGAGACAGAGGAAGAUUGCACAAGAGGGUGAGACAGUGAUGAGCAAGUAGAGAGAUAGAAAGAAAGGAAAUCUUCUUUAGUCGUCAGUGCAGCAGAGGAGGCGACAAUGUGUUUCCCCUCAGGAACCCCCUGCUACCUUUACUGACCACGGCUCUUCAGUCAUUCUGCGAUCAUGGCCACGGAGAUCCUGGUGUCCUUAUACGUCCUGGUGGGUCUGUUCUCAGUGCAUGCAGCCCACUCUCACAAAGGCUCGCAAGGACUCUCCUGUGUGAACGACUUUGUCAACAAUGUCAGCUGUACGUGGGACGGCGCUCCCCUGGCUCCUGGUGUGGACUGCUGGAUCAUCGGUGUGAAGACAACCUGGAUCUUAAAGAACUACAUGAGAUAUCCCGGAACAAUUAUUCGAAGCUGCAGGAUGAAACGACACAGAAAAUCUCCCCCAGGCUGCAGUUUUGUCUUUGAAAAUGAAGAAUUCAACUCUUUCAAAGACAUGCCGUACAUCAGCAUGGAGUGUAACGGCACGUUGGUGGAGAACCUCACAAAUUAUUCUCCAUACAAACACAUCAAAAUGCAUCCUCCAGGCGUCCCCAAUGUCAGCAGCACGGCCAAUGAGACGAGGAUAUCGUGGACUCCAGGCAGUCCUCGCUCUCACUUCAUCACAUCCUUUGACUUCCAAGUUCAGAUCACGGAGAAAAACAAGACAUGGAACGACGCCAACAUUCAGCCAACACAAGAACAAGAGCUAAGGAUGCCUGCUGGGCGAUUUAAGGGGCACUGCCACGUCAGAGUGAGAGUCAAACCCAUUUCACAGCUGCACAAAAGCCACUGGAGCAACUGGAGUCCGACAGCAUCCUGGGUGGAAGCAACAGAUGUGGUGGUGACAUCACCGGGUGAAGACUGGCUUCUGGGUCAGUCAUCACAGAUAACGCGAGGAGUGAUUUUCAGCUUGGGUCUCAUCAUCAUAAUAGUGGUCCUUUACAAGAGUUGUGCAAACAGGGGGCUCCUCAAAGGAAAGCCAGUACCAAACCCCUCGAAAUACUUCCACACUCUCCACUCUGACCACGGAGGGAAUCUAAAGAAAUGGCUGAAUCCUCUGUCAGCCUCUGAGUCGUUCUUCACGGCCCAGCCACAUGACCGCAUCUCGCCAGUUGAGGUGUGCGACAGCUGGGAUGUGGCCCCCUCCACCUCUCCCUCCUCUGGCUCCACCAGCGCCCUGCUCCACUUCAGCAGCUACCCCUCAGCUGGCUCGAACACCAGCAGGGUUGUUGACAAUUCCUCCUCCUCCUCCUCAUCCUGCUUCUCUAACAUGGGCUACUUCAUGUCAAGCUCCUCCGGCGGCUCAGCUCGAACUGACCCCAACCCUGUCUACUUCACCUAUAAGGAUGAUUUCCACAACCUGCACAACAGCCUACACCUCUCCCUCUGCCCUUCCUUCGACAUCUCUCCAACGUAUGAGAGCUUGAAGAGGGAGCCACAGAGCCCAGACUCUGGUUUUGGCAUCGAACAAGAAAAUGAAGAGGACAAGGAGGACAAAAGGGUUGUGGAUGUAGAGGGGAAAGAGGUUUCAAAUGAUCACCAGAGCCCUCCUCUUCUCAUCCUCCCUGUCCAUUUUCCCUCCCAUGUGUGCCCUCCCGCCUGUGCUCCACCUCCUCCCAACACUCCCAGUCUAAGUCAGGUAUACUGUGAAAGCCAGCAAGUAGAUGAACCUGUGGCAACUGCUGGUGGCAGCUACACAGCCUGGCCUAUGGCUGGUGCCGUGUGCAGGUCUUCCUCCAUGCCUGUGGAGACGGGUAAAACAGGGUAUCUGACCCUGAAAGAGCUGCAGACAACAUUCAGCAAUAAAUCCAUCUGAAAACUUGUCAUGAAUGUAGAAGAAUCCCUGUGUGAUGGUUGUAAAUUGUUUACAUCACAAACCUGACUGAUUGUUGUUUCUAAUAUGAUUGUGGAGUUGAGCAUAUCUGACAGAAUAUUUGGAGUGUUCUUGUGCAGUUUUGACAAAGACAAAUGACCCUCUCCAAAGUCUCGCCCCCCUUAGUUACUGUUGCUAGAUCGGACAAGCUUGACAAAAAGAAACAUGGCAAUGCUGGUUCUGUUUGGCUGCAAAGUGUAAGUGUUUCAUGGCGUCAGGCAAUAUAGAAGCAGACAGAUAGGACUACAGUAUGUAGUGGAAGGAUGUGUUGAUGUUGAACAAGGCAAAAUGGCGCACAGUCCUGAUGAAAAAGAUAGAAGUAGAGACCGAGGAUGGCAAGACUGAGUCACUGACACUGCCGGAUCAAUGUCCCCUUUCCCCCUUCUGGAGAUCAGUAAAGCACUCUGUUUAUUUAUUACUGAAUAUAGACCAUGGUGACCUAAAGUCUCUAUUUGCUGCAGAAAGUUACGCUACUUUGGGGCAGCAUGUAGCGUUAAGGCCCUGACACACCAAGCCGACGGUCGGCCGUCGACCAAAGUCGGGCCGUCGGUGAGCAUCUGUUGGCCUACUUUUUUCAGGGUUUUUUUUCCUCGUCCCUGUAGCGAGUGAAUCUGCCUGUAAUGAAACCGGGGCUAACAGGUGCUUCCUCCUCAGGCUCCACUUCACUCAGCUGCCUGACAGACCGACUGCCUUUAACCUGAAUAACAAACCAGAGCUAGCUGGGAGCGGCUAGCGGAGUGUUAGCCGCAGCAUGACCGGAGGGAAGCACAGCCAGUUAGCCUCCGCUAGUCUCUGAGCUAUCCCCGGCUCUCCGUUUGGAUCCAACCAGAGCACCGAGCCCUGGUUUGUUAUUCAGGUUAAAGUGGGAAGAAGCAGCGGGUUUAUUGGGCAGCUGAGUGAAGUGGAGCCUGCGGAGAAAACACCGGGACCGUCUAGAUGUAAUAGUCCGUGGAGGUGCUGCGGUGCCCGGCUGCACAGAUAGGAAACCCCUCAGCUGACAGGAAGUACCACUUGGUCACUCGGCUCUCUCUCACGCAGGCGCAGAUCGUACGUGCCACUUAGCCGUCGGAUGUAGUCCGUGUAGUGUGUUCAAAUGCAACUGACACAGGGCGACGUGAGGCGACGUGAGGCGACGUGAGGCGACGUAGACAACGCAACAGUUGGCUUUCGUCGCCGCUGGUUCUUUGAUGUCGGUUUGGUGUGUCCGCACCUUUACAGAGAUGAUAUAAACAAAGGAACAUGAGCCUUGAUCUUUUCUUGCUGAUGACAAAUCAUGUCAUCUUAGGGUGCUUUCACACCUGCGAAACUCAAGUUCGUUUGCCCCCCAAGUGUGGUUCGUUUGGGCAGGUGUGAACACAGCAAUCGCACUCAGGUGAAAACAACCAGACUGAGACCUUCUUGAAGAGGUGGUCUGGUUGGAUCAUUUUCCGUUGUUUUGGUGCGCACCUGAGUGUGAUGGCUGUGCUCUCACCUGCCCAAAUGAUCCACAUGUAGGUGGCAAACAAACUUGAGUUUGAACUCUGUGAACUCUGGUGCGGUUCGUUUGUGGUGAGAACGUGUUCGACCUCAAUCCAAACCAACUGCGGUUGCAUAGGGAAAAAAGUUGAUAUAUCAUAAUCGGUUAUUGGUCAGCUGAGUUGUUACGUAUCAGCAUAUCGGAUAUUGGUAAAAAAUCCAAUAUCAUGCACCUCCACUUAGGAUGCAACUAAUCAAUGUAAUGUGUCUAUGAAGUUUGUGACAGUCCCCAGCCACAUCUGUUAACCAUCUUGAACAUUUGGUUUUCCUUUAAACAUAGCAGAGCCCAGCACAGAGCAUAUUAAGGGAAAUGUUGACUGAGGUUCUGCCGGGUUCCAAACUUGCUCAACAGAGCAAAAAGGGGCGGGACUUAGGAAUGGUCAACUGUGUUUUUACAAAUUCCAUGAUUUUUAUGUUUUAAACCUGCAUUUAUUUUUAAAUCAUUUUAGGUCAAAACUCUCGCAUAAAGUUAUUCUGUUAACUACAAGUGUUGCUGGAGUUUUCACCUCUUUAACUCCUUUCCCUUCUCCAUGCACCUUGGACGUAGGUGCAGUUGUGCCAAAAAAAACCCACCCUGCUUCUGCUUGAUUCAUGUUUUGGUCACUUGGAAGACAAAACAAUCCAAGAGCGUAUAACUGACAUAUUGUAACUGUAUUAAGUGUUUUCUGGGAACGUCUUAGCACACAGUUGCUUGUUUACACAGCGAACUGACAUUGAGCUAUGUUAGCAUUUACUCUGAGUCAUGUCUCUGGCCACUUGAUUGUAAAUCUAAUAUUCCUUCUCUUCUUUUUGCUCUGUUUUGGUCUCCACCAGCUACUGGCUUCUUAACUGCUAAAUGCACCACUGUGUGCAGUUUUUUGCUAAAAACUGCUGCUGGAAACAAGGUUAAUGAGUGCGGUGAGACUGAGCCAAAGCAGUGAAGUAAAGGGAAAACAAUGCACGAAACUCGCUAAAAAGUUCCAUCGAGGUGAGGGGAACUGGGUCGGGUGAUUAUUCUGUACUGGUAUGUCUCAGUUAGCAACCCCUUUCACAUUACACAGUCCUUUUAUUAAUAACUGAUAUAAAUAUUUAACUGGAGCAGCUUUGAAAUGAACAUUUUUAUGCUGUAUUUGUUGCUAUAAUGACUCCAAAUCAAUAUUAGAUUGACUUUGCUGACUAAUAACAAUAACAAUAACAGGAAUCUGUGGUCAUGAGAUUGCGUAAGAUAUAAGUGCAUGUGAGAACAGAGUUUAAAGGGAAAGUCUGAGACACACUGUGAAUAAUUAUUUGGUCCAUUACAUAUAAAUUACAUCCACAUGAGUCAAGUAAUUCUAACACAAAUGGAAAAAGUGCCAUUUAUGUAAUUAAAUCUUUUAAAACUAAGAUGAAUAGACUUUGCGAAUUUGUGUAACCAAAGCUCAUAGAAUUUAGUUAAUUUACUUUAGUAAAAUUUGUGUAAUUACUGUCAGUAAAUUCUAUGUAUCUCCAAUAUAUUGACGGUAAUUACCUAACCUUUAAUAAAUUCAACAUAUUUGAAAUAGACAGAAUUUAUUUACAAUUAUUAUAUAAACUUUAUUAAAGUAAAUUAGCUAAAUUCUUUGAGUUACAGAGAUUCUUACAGUGUAAUCAUCUCAGUUUUAUUUUAUUUAAUUACAUAAAUUGUAUUUUUGGUUUAUGUCAGGAAUCCUUAACUCAACUGGAUGGAUAUUUUAUAUCUAAUUGAAAUAUGUAAACCUGACAAUAGACUAACACCUCGUUUCAACUUAUGUAUGUGUACGGAGACAAGGCAACCAGAAGCCCAUUCAUUCCUACUCCUCCCCUUCGUAAUAUUUCGGUCUGGACUUUUGCCUCAAGUAUGUUAAAAAACUGAGCUUUUGCGGUGGAUUUCGGAGAGACCAUAUGACAGCGUGCUAGCUUAGCUAACAGGCUGCUAACUGGCUAACAGACUAUUUUCAUAUUCAGUUGCCUGUGUUGAUUGUCAAAUGAGUUUGUUUGAUAAAAAAUGACUUGUUUAUCUAUUC